Messenger RNA from Brassica oleracea var. oleracea, 540 nucleotides. RefSeq lists its product as uncharacterized. NCBI's taxonomy places the organism in Eukaryota, Viridiplantae, Streptophyta, Magnoliopsida, Brassicales, Brassicaceae. The transcript has 2 exons. The record is from RefSeq and is a predicted model, not a curated record. Bases 1 to 540 code for a protein of 179 amino acids.
AUGAGACAAGAUUACAGUUACAGCCAGCCAUCUUCAUCAUCAAACUCUGUAGACAUAACCUCCCUCCUUGAAGCAGAAGGUCAGAUGUACGCGGAUGAAGUUGAGAGUAGCUACUUAAAUGCAGAGGCGAUUGAGUACCAACCUCAACCAGAGGCUGAUGAUGGAAUCCCGACUACAUGCUACUGUGGUGCGGAGCCUGUUCUCGGAUACUCUUACACUCCUAAAGACCCAUACAGACGGUACUUUACGUGCCACAAUGCUGAUGAUGGAGACUGCCACGUUUGGAAAUGGUGGGACGUGGCGGUCAUGGAGGAGAUGAGGGAAUUUCAGAGGGAGCUUAGGCAGCUUAAGGGUCAAGUUAAUGAGAGUGAGCAUAAGCUGCUUAUCCUCGAGAAGACAGUAUCCGAGUUUUCAAAGAAGAAAGCAGGAGUUAAGCUAAUGGUAUGUAGCUUAGUUUUAAUAGGGUUGGUGUUACUUAUUCUGCGUGGAAUAUUUGGAAAUGGUUCAAAGGAGAGUCGUGUACCUCGCGAGUUUCUGUAA